This is a messenger RNA of Nezara viridula (southern green stink bug), 1778 nucleotides long. Lineage: Eukaryota; Metazoa; Arthropoda; Insecta; Hemiptera; Pentatomidae. The record is from the annotation of a GenBank genome assembly.
CUGGAGCUCCCGACAAGUCCCCUGUCGUCGGGUAAUCCCUAUUUAUUUUCUAAUAUGUUAUUGUUUCCCGAGUCAAUUUCAGAACUUCUUAAUUCCUCGUUAAUUUAGUUACGAUGGCUGAUACGAUAUCUAAGAAACUGUCCGGUUUAAGAAGGAAAGCAUCUUUGAAAGUGGUUUUUGCAGUGAAGAAGAAAAGUAGAAACCCAACGUAUUUGAAGGUUUAUAAGAUAUUACAAAAAUCGGAAAAAGAUAGAUCAAAAGAAGAUAAUGAGCUGCUUUCUAAUUCAGCCAGUGUCGUUAAACAGGUUUUAACCCGGCUUGAGAAAAGACAACAAAUAUUAGCAAGAGAAAAGGAAUUUGAAGAUAGCUCUGAAUUGCUGGAAGAAAAAUGUGCCAAAUUAGCUGAAGCAAUAGCUGGAGCGAAGCAUCUGGUAGUUUACAGUGGUGCUGGUGUCAGUACGGCCGCAAAAAUACCAGACUACAGGGGAACAAAUGGGAUUUGGACUCGUUUACAACAAGGGAAAGAGAUUGGAGAUCAUGACCUAUCCGUUGCGGAACCAACAAAGGCCCAUAUGGCUUUGUAUUCUCUUUAUAAAAAUGGUUUUUUAAAGUAUAUAGUGUCACAGAACUGUGAUGGACUCCAUUUGAGGAGUGGACUUCCCAGGCGGGUCCUGUCAGAGGUCCAUGGAAACAUGAAUCUGGAGGUUUGUGAACUGUGCAAUAUUCAGUAUUGGAGGGCGUUUGAUGUUACAACCCAUACCGCACGCUACGCUCACCAGACGGCUAGGCGUUGCAGUGCGUGUGCCUGCCCACUGAGGGAUACCAUCGUACACUUUGGUGAGCGGGGCAGCCUCGCCUGGCCCAUCAACUGGUCCGGUGCUUGUCACGCUGCCAAACAAGCUGAUAUGAUCCUCUGCAUCGGUUCAAGUCUUAAAGUUUUAAAGCGAUAUCCGUGGCUCUGGGGAAUGGAUAAACCAGUGAGUAAGAGGCCAAAACUGUACAUUGUUAACCUGCAAUGGACACCGAAGGAUUUCCAAGCAACCCUUAAAAUUAAUGGUAAAUGUGAUGAAGUCAUGAAACUGGUGAUGGGUUAUUUGAAUAUAAAAAUCCCCGAGUAUGAUAGAACCAUGGAUCCGAUUUUUCACCAUUGCACCAUGCUUCACCCACUUGAAGAACAUACGAUAUCGUCUUCAUUGAUGCUCGUCCCACCUGACAUCAAACGUUUUAAGAAGGAGGCGAUUGAUGUCGAUGAAAUAUCUCAACAUAAGUUAGACGAGAUUGUUUACGGUAUCAAGAAAGAGGAAAUAAUCUGGAGGCCAUUCGGAAAGGAGAUAAUUUUCAAUAGCGGUAAAGUUAUCAAAGAGGAAGAUCGCUUAGCCGAAGAGCCCUGUCAUUCCAAUAUCUCAGUACAGGCCGAUAUAUUCGAUCAAGUCUAUCAGGAAAUAGCAAAAAAAGUUUUACAUCAAACUAACACUGCAUAUUACCAGUCGAUAUACGAACCUCUUGACUUGUCUAAACCGGAAUGUCGAUUUUGUCAUGACUCAUAUGGUUCAACCUGCAUGUUUUACCUCAAGCGUGCUGCAAAGGUACCUGAAAAAGGUCGACCAUGUUAUUGUUGUGACUCAGAGGAUGACACGUCUGAUAACGGUGGAUCAGAUCAGGCAGACCGUAAAACCCCUUCCAAUCCGGGCUGGUUCGGUAAAGGAUACAGGAAGAAAAUUAAGAAGAAAAGAAAUACUGCAAAAACAUUUUUUAACAAAGUGGUAUUUAAGUAUUAA